AUGGCUCCACCCCAGCAAGGGACGCCGAGGGGCCCCGUCACGCAGUCGACGAAUCCCAUCUAUGUCUACACCAAGUUCGUGGUGGCCUCAGCCCGCGCGACGUCGGCGAUUGCUGCGGCAAUGAUGGCCACCAGCAACUCAACGGGGGUCAACGAGCUCAAGGCGCUGCACAGUUCUGCCAAUGCACUCAGUUCCCCUCGCGAACGCAGCGGCCGCAACAGCCCUCGGGAAGUCACUCACGCAUACACGAGUCUAGUGGACAUUGUGCGGCCGCGUACGGUUCCAGUGCUCUCCCCCAGACAGUCGACAGCGGCGUCUCCGCGCAGGAGCGUUAUGCGUCGAGAGAGCAAGCUCCCGCUGGUUCGAACGCAGUCUGAGAGUAGCAGCGGCGGCAGCACCGGUAGAGAGCAAGAAAACCAGCAAGAACAACCACGGACGUCGUCCUCCACGACGGCACCUGCACCUUUGACCGGAGAUCGCGAGGUGUUUCCGGCGUGGAUCCGGGAGCGGAAAGAUUUCCAGGUUUUCUUUCCUAGGUUUUCAGACCACGUAGUCACGGACGAAGAGAUCCUCCAGCAAGGAGUCCCUAAAGAGCCAAGCGAACGGAACAUUGUCGAGCUGCAGUGCAUCGCCCGCUGGAUCAUGAAGAUCCCGUCCAUGUCGACGUUCUUGGACCUGAACCAGGCCACGGAGAUCGCCAAGCUGGCCAAGUAUCGCGCUUUCCGUCCACACGAGUAUGUUUUCCGCAAGGGAGACGUCGGUGAUGCCUGCUAUCUCGUCCUGAGUGGCGAGGUGUACAUUCUGAUCGACGGUCAGAAGGUGGCGUCCGUCACCAAGAACGCAGCGUUUGGUGACAUUGCGCUUCAGCUCGAGAACGCCACUCGCGGAGCUGAUGUACAGGCUGCUCCUGCAGGAAAUGUUACGCCGUCACCUGGUAAUUCGUCGUCACAGCCGAUAGGGUGUGAAGUCCUCAUGAUAAUGGCCGAGGACUACCACAAAACCCUUGCGAGGUGCCAGACGCGAAGACGCAAACACCUUGUCAACUGGCUGCACACGGAGGUGACACUGUUCCGCGACUGUGUGGAGAGCAAGCUGCACUUCUUCGAGCUCGUGUCGAUCGACGUCCCUCUCCAGAGGGGGGAGGUCCUCUACACUCAAGGCGAGUCGGUUGGCGCCUUCUACGUUGUGCGUUCUGGUCGUGUUAGACUUGAGGUGGACAUCCAGUACGAGCGUCGGCAUCGGUGGCCGAGCGGCACACACUCGUGGAAGCAGCAGGUUCAUGCGGUGCGCUCCCGUGUGCCAUUCCACACCGAGGAUAGCGCCGGCUUUUUCGGCUUUGAGAUGUUCAUCGAGGGCCAACAAACGCGCGUCUACACAGUCGUCGCGGACUCACCUACGGUGGAGCUGAUAGCUCUAAACCGCGUCGACUGUUUCUCGCCCUACUUCUCUUUCACGCCGCGGGCGUUGGAUCGGAUACACGACAAGAACGACAAAUAUCGAGAUAUGGCUCAACGAAAGGUGCAGCAGCAGCUCCGAGCGUUCCGGCGAUCGCAGACGGCAGCGGCGCACAAGAACAUCCCUGAAACCCACCCACCGGUCGUCGUCCAGCGCAAGUUUCCCCACUCGCGCGAGACGCCCGAAUUCCAGUUCCCAUGUCUCCGCCCUGCGACAUGGAAAGCCGAUAACGAGGUGGUGUCCGCACUCCAACAAGCCUGUCAAUGA
Phytophthora sojae is the source of this 1722-nucleotide messenger RNA. RefSeq lists its product as hypothetical. Lineage: Eukaryota; Oomycota; Peronosporomycetes; Peronosporales; Peronosporaceae. The coding region runs from base 1 to 1722 and encodes 573 amino acids. The record is from RefSeq and is a predicted model, not a curated record. The transcript has a single exon.